Messenger RNA from Suillus fuscotomentosus, 1650 nucleotides. RefSeq lists its product as uncharacterized. The transcript has 9 exons. The record is from RefSeq and is a predicted model, not a curated record. Gene Ontology annotation, molecular function: protein binding. NCBI's taxonomy places the organism in Eukaryota, Fungi, Basidiomycota, Agaricomycetes, Boletales, Suillaceae. Bases 1 to 1650 code for a protein of 549 amino acids.
AUGGCAAGGUUCUACUCUCAUGUGGUGGGUGCUUACAUUAGUUAUCUUUCAAAGCAGUCAAUGAACAAUCCUCAUCGGAUGUGCAUAGAAGAAGAUACCCUUGAUUUUUGGGAGCUUUCCAACUCUCGCCGCAUGGCUUCUAUCUCAUUACUGUCUCCCCCAAAGGUGGCUGUGUGGAUGCAACCGAUAUCUCCGACUAGUUCCUAUGACAUGCGCGUUGCGUGCGUACUACAAGAUGGGGCUAUCGUUGUGCACUCUUUAACUCAAGAAUAUCAACCCAUCGCUGGUUUCGAUACCCCGUUUUAUCCUCAUGGUCACAAUGCGAAUAUCAAGUGUAUUGCCUACAGUAACAUGUAUCAAUUGUUUGUAACGUCAGCCGAUGGGACUCUCAGCGUUUCCAAAGUGGGUUUAUCAGGCUUCAUUCAACGACAAUGGUCUAUGACUUCUGGAGCAGAAAUGGCGCAAAUCAGCCAUGUCUCAUUCUCCUUGUCCGAAACAAGCUUACACAUCUGUUAUAUGCACGAGAAGAUCAUAUUGGAAAUUGAUGCGUUCAACGGCAGUGAAAAGAGACGCUUAUCAGUAGCACACUCCAUCUCAUCUGCCGUCCUGUCGCCCACCAGGGACAGGCUUCUGUUGCAUAAUGUCAAAACCGGAUUUCAUAUGGUGGACGUCACCACAUAUACCUCUUGUUCCCUUCGAUUCCAUGUCAAUGCUGUUGAUUGCCGGCCUCUGUCAGCAGCGUUCAUCAACAGAGGUAAACAUCUGGUAGCGCACGAUGGCUAUGGGAAAAUAUUCUUUUGGGAAUCGGCCUCUGCCAAUCUAUUGUGGUCAACUGAAUCGGGAUGUUUAAAUGUACGGGCGCUGGCGCAACUCACCCAGCCCGGACUAUUAGAACCCGAGCGUUCACGUAUCAUGAACAACAUUACUGCUCCGAGGAGAAAAUUAACCCACUCACCUGUCCAAGAAGAAUCAGGAUUGCAAUCUCAAGAUAACCACUAUGGAGAGGGCUUGCAGCCAUCGCUCUACGACACUUUGUCACACCAGACCCGCUGUUCAAGCGAUAACAAAAGCAGCUAUCAAGAUCAAGGCGUGCAAACAGAUGCUAUUGAACCUUGGUUGACUCACACUGGCGUGUCCCCUUUAUGUAGCAUUCCCAUGAAUCCAUGCAUUCAGGAUGGUCUUAUACCUAAUCAUCCCGGGCUGACACAUACGCUGCAUGCAUGCAAGAUAGAAGACCUUGAUUCGAAUUCUCAGAGCAAGGAUGCAAAUUCAGCGCUUCCACUGUCUAGCCUCCACGUCACUGCACAACACAUCUCUAUUCCUACAACUAAGAUAAUCCCAAACGAUGAAGAUUCCACGCCUGAAUUCACAUCGAUCUUGGGUGCCAAGCCAGUGCUAGCUAUUCACACAGGGGAAUCGUUUCUAGGAUCCGGCAGGUUUGCGUACUGGAUGGUCCUCCAUGAGAAGAGACAUCGAUGCAUGCCUAUGAUUUUCAGGGCGAUGGCCAAAGUACUAACUUAUCUCACAUGUUUGAGCGCCUUGACUAUUUUCCUGUGUCCGACACCGGCGGAGGAUUACAUGGAGGUUCUUAGGGCUACUGACUACAAGUGUUAUGCGAGUGUUUUGUCUGACAACUUUAAUCCUACCUAG